Molecule: messenger RNA, 2490 nt
Organism: Lodderomyces pseudojiufengensis
Lineage: Eukaryota; Fungi; Ascomycota; Pichiomycetes; Serinales; Debaryomycetaceae
Exons: 1
Coding region: 1-2490 (829 amino acids)
Source: RefSeq, a predicted model, not a curated record
AUGUCAAAUGUAUCAAUAAAUAGUCAAAAUUUGUAUGAUAUAUCAUUAAAUUCAAGAAAAUUAUCACAACCAAUAAUACCAACAACAAAUUCAUCAACAAUUAAUCAAAAACCAUGUUUACCUCCAAAAAGAGUUGCUUCAAUGACUUCAUUACCUACUUUAAAUGAAUAUGGUCAUUCUAACUCCACUAUAAAACAAUCAAAAAGACCAGGAGAUUAUUAUAUUCAAAAAAUUAAUUCAAAAUCUUCUUUAAAUUUAAAUAAAUCUAUUCAACCACCUUCAACUCCUAUUUCAUCAUUACCAAAUCCAUUAACUCAACAACAACAACAAUUCCCCAGAAGAAGAAUGUCUCAAGAUUCAUUGAUGUCAUUACAAUCUUCAUUAUCAGAUGAUCAUUCACUGAUAUUAUCUUCACAAUUUGAUACUCCAGUUUUAGGUUCUUCUUCACAAAAUACAAAUACUAAUCAAAUGGAUACAAGACAUAGUUCAAUGACUUCAUCUUCAACUACAAAUUUUGAUCCAAAUUCUUCAUCAACUAUUGAUAAUGAUUCAACUAUUUCAUUAAAAAAUUAUUCACCAAAUAAUAGUUUUAUAAAACCAAGACCAUUAAAAUCUGCUUCAACAACAAGUGUUUUAAUGAGUACAAAAAAGAAUCAACAUAAUUUUACAAUACCUCAACCACCAUUAAAAACAACAAGAUCAAAAUCAGUUGCAGCAAUCCCUACAUUAAAUAGAUCAAAAUCUAAAUUCUUAAGUUAUCAAGAAAGUAAAGAACGUUCAAUAUUACGUAAAAAGAAAUAUGAAGAAAAUGAUGAUGAUGAAGAAAUUUUAUCAAAUGAUUUAGAUAAUUUAAUUUUUAAUGUUCCAAUGAUUAAAAAUCAUAAUGUUAUUUAUAAAUCUUCACCAUAUCAAAACACUUCAAGGUCUUCUUCUAAUUCAAAUAAUUCUUCAAAUUCAAAUUUAACAAUAUUAUCAAGAAAUGAUUUAUUAGUUGGUGAUGGUAGUGAUAAAUAUAAUAUAAGACCAUGUCCAUUACCUGGAAAAUUAAGUACAACAAAUUUACCAACUUUAAAUACUCAAAAAGAUGAUAGUAUUUUAGAAGAAGAAGAAGAAGAACCACAAAAUUCAAGUUUUAAUGAUGAUUCUGAAAUUAUUCAAAAUAUUUCUCAAUUUUAUACAAAAAGAAGUGAAUCAAAUUCAAAAUUAAUGAAAUUAUCAAGAGAAACAAAUUUAAUGUAUAAAUUACCAUCAUUUAUAAAAUCACAAUCAUCAUUAGAAGAUUUACAUUUAAUAUCUCCUGAAAAAUUAAAUUUUUUGGAUCAAACAAGACCAAUAAAUUUACCACCAAAAUCAUCAAUUGAUAAAUCAAAACAUAAUAAAGAAUUUAAUAAAAAUUUAAAUAAUUUUGAAUCACAUUUAAAAAAUCAACAAGAUUCAAGGUCUAGAAAUUUUCAACAAUAUCUUAUAUUAAGACAAUCUUGGUUAAAAGAGUUGCUGUUGUUAAUGGAAUUAGAUAAUAAAAAUUUUAAUAAAAAAUUAACAAAUGAUAAAAAUCAUUUAAGAAAAUUAAUUUGGGAUUGUAAUGUACCUACAGUGAAUGAUUUAAAUUUUAAUUUCCUAAUUAAAGUGUUGUCCAAUAAUUAUUCAUCACAAGAUUCCAUACAUACUAUUAAAAAUUCAUUUGAAUUAUUUAAUAAAAAAUUAGAUUCUAUUACAGGGGUAAUGAAACAAAAUAAAGAUAUUGAAUUUAAUAAAAUUUUAGAUAAUAUAUUAACAAAGCCAAUUUUGUCAGCUCGUAAAAAUUUCGAUAUUGAAAAAUUUAAAUUAAAUUUUAUAAAUUUAUUAUAUAUAAAAUCAAUAAGUGAAACAGGAUUAAAUGAAAAAGAUUAUAUAUUAAUUACAAUUUUAUUAGUGAUUUUUCCACAAAUUUCAAAAUUAAAUAUUUAUAUUUUAUUAGAAUUAAUAAAUCAAGAAAUUUUUAAUAGAGAUAUUUUAAAUUCAAAAUUUCAAUCUUCAAAAUUUGAUAAUAAUGAUCAGAUUACUAUAAAUGAAUUUUUAAAAAUUAUAUUACAAUUUAAUGAUAAUUUACCAUUAAGUUUAUCAGCUCCAAAUACUCCAAUAGUAGAUCAAAAUUCAAGUUUUAGAAAUUCAACAACCACCACCUCCAAUUCAUCCUCUUCAUCAAGAUCUUCUUCUCAAAUUUCAUUAUCAUUAGAAGAAGAAAAUAUAGAAUCAUCAACAUCAGAAAUUAUAAUUAAGUUGCUAACUUUGCUAAUAAUAAAUAGUCAAUCCCUCAAGACAAAAAAUAAAAAUAAUUUAAAAUUAAUUAAAUCUUUUUUAAAAACUAUUUUUAGUCAAUUUCAUAUAAAUUGGAAUAAUAAAUCUGAUUUAUUAGUGGGUAAUAAAUCUAUUAGAAUUAAUUUUUGUUCUGAUCAAUUUUUAAAUUUAGAAAAAUUUAUUAAUCGUUGGUCAAAUGAUUAUUUUAAUUAA